Stegodyphus dumicola is the source of this 2129-nucleotide messenger RNA. Its product is annotated as nudix hydrolase 3-like. Lineage: Eukaryota; Metazoa; Arthropoda; Arachnida; Araneae; Eresidae. Gene Ontology annotation, molecular function: coenzyme A diphosphatase activity. The record is from RefSeq and is a predicted model, not a curated record.
CUUUGUCUGUCUGUCUUCUGUAUCAAAGAAUUGUCUGUAUUUUCAUGCUCUUUAAUGUAUCACAUGGAUUUAUGAAACGGAAUGGGCAAAUAAAGAUUUCUGAACCGCUUUAAUGUACUUUUCUAAUUUUUGUGCGUUAUUUGGAAAUUUUUGUCGGUGGAAUGGCCAGAUAUAUUGCUCAGGUUAUUGUACUGGGUGCUCAGGUAGUUGGUCGAGCAUUUGCUCGUGCUCUUCAACAAGAGUAUGCUGCAACAAGAGCAGCUGCUCAAAGAGGGGGAGGUAACAAAGCUACAGCUGAAACAAAUGUAAAGCUUGGCAUGACACUACAGGAAGCAAAAGAUAUCCUAAAUGUCCAACAGUUAAAUCCUGAAGAAAUUCUAAAAUCCUACGAACAUCUUUUUGCUGUCAACGAUAAAUCAAGAGGAGGCUCUUUCUAUCUGCAGUCAAAAGGUGGUGCUCUAUCAUACAUGCUUACUACUGGAACUUACCAUCUACAUACGAUAUGCCAGGUGCCUUUCUUCUCACAAAUAACAUUUAAUGAUGUGUUUUCUGAUUACUCUAAAGAAAGAUGUAUCAGACACUUUGAAAAUAUGAAAAAUGUAAAAUUAAUGAAGAAAAAGAAUAUUAGAGAUGCUGCUGUCAUGGUUCCUUUGUGUAUAGUGUCAGGAAAACCAUCUGUAUUAUUAACUGUGAGGUCAGUUAAAUUAGGCCGAAAUAAAGGGGAUGUGAGUUUUCCAGGAGGCAUGCAAGAAGUUUCAGACAAAAGUGCUAUCGAUGUUGCUUUGCGUGAGGCCGAAGAAGAAAUCGGUAUAUCAUCUGAUAAUAUUCAAGUUUGGACCACAUUACCACCGGUGCCUUCAAGGGAAGGAAGAAUUCGAGUUACUCCUGUAGUUGUCUUCAUUGGUGAUGUAAACCUAGAAAAAUUUCGUAUUAAUCAAGAUGAGGUUGAAUGUGUUUUUGCUCAGAGCUUUGAAUCCCUGUGCAAUCCAGAAAACUGGCGUUAUACGCAGUAUAAAAGUGGCUUUACGUUACCUGUAUAUUUGGGCAGUGAAUUUCGUAUAUGGGGUUUAACUGCUGGUAUUUUACAUAUUUUGUUAAAAGUGCUGUUGCCUGAAUUUUAUAGAAAUAAUUUACCAUUCACUAAAUUUGAAAAAUUAAUUACAGUAAAUUAUCAUUGAGUAGAGUUUAAAUAAUAAUUUUUAUGUGUCUGAAAGUGAAAAAUUGUUUCUUGUUUGAGUAAUUUAAAAGGAUAUUACUAUAUGCAUGAGUAUAUAUGUAUUUUACCAGUUUUAAAUAUUUCAUUUUUCAUAUUUUAUAUCUUAUCCAUAAAUUUAUGAAAGAAUUAAUAUCAAGCAAUAAUGGUUAUUUCUUCUUAACAAAAUUUUUCUGUUUGUACAUGAAAAAUAACUCUGCAUUUAUAAAAGUGAUACUGAUAAUUGUCAUUCAUUGGUCAUUUUUUAGUUAAUAAUUUUUCCCUCAUUAAAGAAAUGUUAUUCUUUCACUUACUUCAUAUGUGCUAGUCAUGCAUGUAAAGUCACAGUCAUGCCUGAAAAAUUAAUAUCUUUAAUAAAUACUUUAAAAUUAAGGAACUGAAGGAAUUUAUCAAUAUCCUUUAGCAAGUCUUGCCACUGUGUAAAAUAUAAGACCUUUAUCUUCUUUAUGCUAUUUUGAAUAAUAGAUUCUCGAGAGUGUUUUCACUUGGCAGAGCAUAAGAUCUUUAGUUUUCAAAUUUAAUCAGUCUGUAAUUGAUUAACAGAUUGAGUGAUUCAAAAAGGAUAAAUACACUUAGUAAUUCUUAUUUUACUUUUUGAGUGAUGUAUGUAAACAUGCUAAUGUGCAUUCCAUUUGACUGUGCUUUUCUCUGAAAUUUCCAUAUAGUUUUUAAAGCUCAGUUAUUUUUAACAUUAAUUAAAGCAUAAAAUUUCAGUUAUCAUUUCCAAGGUUUUCUUUUUAUUCCUGUGUUAUAUUAAGGGGUUCUGUAUCAAAUUCUGAUGAAAUUCAUAUCAUUUAAUCUAAUAUUAUGUUAUUAGAAAAGUUUGAGAGAAAUACAAGAUAUCUAUUUGGAGAUCUUGAAACUGGCUGUUUCAUCUCUGUAUUCUUUUUAAUUGUCAUGUAAAAUAUGCAAUAAA